GUUUCCUAAUGCACCUCCUAAACAACUAGGGCUCCCAUCACUCCUAGCACUGUCAAAUUAUUUGCGAGCUGCUAUGUUCUCAACUAGAUGAAUGUUAUGGAUAACAACAGGGAUAUAAUAUUAUAAUAUCCAUUUCAUACUUCUUCCAAUUCCUUUUCAGGGCAUUGAAUGAUUUUGAAAGUGUCUUUAGGCAAACCUCAGACAUUUUCUUUCUACUAGCUCUUCAAUCACUGAGACUGUGCAUGUAACUUUUGUAUUUCUAUGUAAUCGUUCAUGAAUGACUCAAAUUUUCAGAUUUUGGUAGCUGCAGGUGCUCUCUGCAACGAACAGAAGCUAGUGAAAGAACGCAGACCAGCCUCUGAAUCUUUGGAGCAAUGAUAGCUCACGGCUCAGUGAGAAUGUGUCGGAUGAAAGAGGCUUUGGCACAAAUGGUCCUCAUCCUUUCAUUAAGCAUUCCAUCUGCCAAUUCCGAAUCCUUUGACAAAAUUUCUUUCAAUUUCCCAUCUUUUCAAUCGAACGAUCAGCGAAUAACUUUUCAGGGCAAUGCCUCUGUCCUGAACCCCGUCAUCCAACUCACUCUAGGGGCGCCAUCGGAGAGACCCACACGCAUAAUUGGCCGAGCAAUAUAUCAUCAACCUAUGCACCUGUGGGAUAGUUCAACAGGGAAUGUGGCAGAUUUUGUUACCCAGUUUACUUUCGCUAUCAAUUCCCAUAGGAGCAACUCCCAUGCUGAUGGAUUGGUUUUCUUUCUCGCUCCCAAUGGAUCGCAGAUCCCUGAAGGCUCAGAAGGAGGCUCUCUAGGCCUUACAGGUUCAUAUCCAAACUCUACCAACUCUAGUACCGCAUUUGUUGCGGUAGAGUUUGAUACUUUCUAUAACCGUUCAACAAAUCAAUCGGAUCCGCUCUGUUAUCAUGUGGGUAUUGAUGUAAAUAGCCUAAUUUCUGUCAGUAAUACUUGUGUCUCAUGGAUGAAUGACAGAAUACUCCUUGGUCAACGACUCCAUGCUCAGGUCACAUACAAUUAUAGAGCAAUGAACUUGAGUGUUGUUUUUAGAGAUGAUGCUGAUAAUUAUACCAGCCUCUACUAUCAGCCAGUCAAUCUGACAGAGUACUUGCCGGAGUGGGUGGUU
Molecule: messenger RNA, 1130 nt
Organism: Eucalyptus grandis
Lineage: Eukaryota; Viridiplantae; Streptophyta; Magnoliopsida; Myrtales; Myrtaceae
Product: anti-H(O) lectin 1-like
Exons: 1
Molecular function (GO): carbohydrate binding
Source: RefSeq, a predicted model, not a curated record